Messenger RNA from Sturnus vulgaris (Common starling), 756 nucleotides. NCBI's taxonomy places the organism in Eukaryota, Metazoa, Chordata, Aves, Passeriformes, Sturnidae. The record is from RefSeq and is a predicted model, not a curated record.
AUGGGGAUACACACAGACACACAGAGGGUCACUUUCGUCCCUCGCAUCUCCACAGCAGUGCGUGGAGAUGCCGCACUGCCCCUUGGCCAGUCCACGCCGCCGCAGAGGGAAUCCCUGCGUGCUGCCGGGCCGGGGGCGGGCGCGGCCGGGGGGCAUCCCACCCGCCGGGCCGCCCCGUCCGACGCCGAGCUCCCCGAGGGUGGCCUGGCCGCACCAGGGAUCCGGCCGGGCUGCGCAGCGCGGGGAAAGGCAGGAAGGGAUGAAACCAUUCGCAGACUCCUUGCGGAGCGGGGGUGUGUUGUCAUCUUUGUUUUGGUUGUGUUGUUUUGUUUUGCAGGAGAUUGGGACAAUAGCUGGAGUGGAUUAUUCAUUCCCGUAGGCAAUACUUCCCUGUAUGGGCUUCAGGAUGCAGUUGGAAGCUUGGGAACAAAGCGGGCAUCGAAUGUCAAGGCUCCUUUUGAGGAAGAAAUAGUUCUGCUGGAACCCCAUGCCUGGACUUUAGAGGGCAUGGCGCAGUGGUCUGAUAUGAAAGCACUGUCCCUGCAGAUGGAAACUCUCCUCUGUAUCCUGUACCUUGCAAGAAAGGCAGCGAGGGGACACUUGAAGUAACUAAGCAUCUGGCAUCAAGCCUGAUAAUCCACUUCACACUAUAUGAAGGAAAGUUUGUUCCAAACCACAUACUUUGUGGUGCUCAAUACUGGUGUCAAACUGGUUUGAACUGUCCCAGGUCUAAAAUAAAAUCUCCAUUGUGGUAUG